Messenger RNA from Sus scrofa (pig), 6170 nucleotides. RefSeq names its product zinc finger protein 24 (gene ZNF24). Lineage: Eukaryota; Metazoa; Chordata; Mammalia; Artiodactyla; Suidae. The record is from RefSeq and is a predicted model, not a curated record. Gene Ontology annotation, biological process: regulation of transcription by RNA polymerase II. Gene Ontology annotation, molecular function: RNA polymerase II cis-regulatory region sequence-specific DNA binding; DNA-binding transcription factor activity, RNA polymerase II-specific.
CUCAGGAGUGCCUGUGAAGAAAACAGGGUAUUUCCCUGAGGCCUGUCUCCUACCUUGAUUGUCUUUUCUUGGAGUAUUAUAAAUCAGGAUGUCUGCACAGUCAGUGGAAGAAGAUUCAAUACUUAUCAUCCCAACUCCAGAUGAAGAGGAAAAAAUUCUGAGGGUGAAGUUGGAGGAGGAUCCUGAUGGCGAAGAGGGGUCAAGUAUCCCUUGGAACCACCUCCCUGACCCGGAGGUUUUCCGACAGCGCUUCAGGCAGUUUGGAUACCAGGAUUCACCUGGGCCCCGUGAAGCUGUGAGCCAGCUUCGAGAACUUUGCCGUCUAUGGCUCAGGCCAGAGACACACACAAAAGAACAAAUCUUGGAGCUGGUAGUACUGGAGCAGUUUGUUGCCAUCCUGCCCAAGGAGCUACAGACUUGGGUUCGAGAGCAUCAUCCAGAGAAUGGAGAGGAGGCAGUGACCGUUCUAGAGGAUUUAGAGAGUGAGCUAGAUGACCCUGGACAGCCGGUUUCUCUUCGGCGACGAAAACGGGACGUGCUAGUAGAGGAGAUUGUAUCUCAAGAAGAAGCUCAGGGAUUACCAAGUUCUGAGCUUGAUGCUGUGGAAAACCAGCUCAAGUGGGCAUCCUGGGAGCUCCACUCCUUAAGGCACUGUGAUGAUGAUGCUAGGACUGAAAAUGGAGCACUUGCUCCAAAGCAGGAGAUUCCUUCAGCAGUAGAAUCUCAUGAAGCUCCUGGCACUCUCAAUAUAGGUGUUUCGCAGAUUUUUAAGUAUGGAGAAGCCUGUUUCCCCAAGGGCAGGUUUGAAAGAAAGAGAAAUCCCUCCCGAAAGAAACAACAUAUAUGUGAUGAAUGUGGAAAACACUUCAGUCAGGGCUCGGCCCUUAUUCUUCAUCAAAGAAUCCACAGUGGGGAGAAACCCUAUGGAUGUGUUGAAUGUGGGAAAGCAUUCAGCAGGAGUUCCAUCCUUGUGCAACACCAGAGAGUCCAUACUGGAGAAAAACCUUACAAAUGUCUUGAAUGUGGAAAAGCUUUUAGCCAGAAUUCUGGGCUUAUUAAUCAUCAGAGAAUCCAUACUGGGGAGAAACCUUAUGAAUGCGUUCAGUGUGGGAAAUCCUAUAGUCAAAGCUCAAAUCUUUUUAGACAUCAGCGAAGACACAAUGCAGAAAAACUUCUGAAUGUUGUGAAAGUUUAAGAAGUUAAAAAAAAAGAAAAUCAGCACUCAGGUCUUUUUCUUCUGAAAUGAAGACAAAAUUAAAAACAUGAAAUGAUACCUAAUAGUUUCCCUAUAGACUGUUAGAAAAUCCACUGGGAAAUGUAGAAAAUCUUCACCCACUCUUACUAUUUUAUCUUGAAAGAAAUGGUGUCAUACCUGCCUAGAAACUGAAAUUUUAAACUUAAUUCAGGUAUUAAUGCCUAAAUCUUCCAUGUGAUGUUUAUAUUCUUAUUAUUUUUCCAAAUGAACUACCUGAUCCUUUGUCCCCUUCUUAAAAGAUUCCUUCUUAGACAGAUAAAUUAUUUCUGUAUUGAUCAUUGAAAUGUCUUUGCAAGGAUACAUUCCCUUCUGUGUUAAAAAGCAACAUAGGAAUUAUAAAACCUGAACACUGAAACCUUUUUUCCAAAUUUACCUUUGUUUCCUUUCACCUAAUUUGAAUAUGCUUUUCAAAAAUAGAAGAUAAAGGAUGACCAAAAACCUCAAAGUGAAAUGAGCCUUAAAACUCAGAUAAGAAUUGAUGGUGAAAAAACAUGGAAAAGUGAAUGGGACACAUAUUCUGGGGAAGAUUGACAAAUACUUUGUUGCAAGAGUUGAAGUAUAUCAAAAAUUUACGUGUGAUUAUCUGCCUACAGGAGAACUCAAAAAUAGCUCAUCUUACCUACAAUUCGGAAGCAUCCCACUAAUGAAAAUAAUGUCCUCUCAUGUAUCAUUAGAAAGUGGACAGUCUAAAAGAUAAACAGUUGUAAAACCAUGAAGGUAAAAAUAUAACACUAGGGAAGAAUUUGUAGUGAAGGGCAGUGUUGAAGGGCAAAUGUAAACGAGAGUAAUGGUCUGUCUUGGCUUUUCGAAAACAAGAAGAUCCAAGUCGUUAUUAUUUUUCCUUUAUUUUUGUUGAGGACAGAAAAAUCCUUGACAGGCAACAAGUAAUCAGGUUUGUGAUUUUAUUCUUUUGGUACAAAAGGGUUGAACACAAGGCUAACAAAGCAGCCAUCCAUUUACAUUAAGCAUUUUCUACCGACAAGGCACUGUGCUAGGUACUGUAACCCUGCCAUAGUUAGGUAGGUAUUCCACUGUAAAUCUUUGGGGGUUUGGUACAAAGCUGUUUCAUGUGAGUUAGCCUCUUCCCCCUGUCUGAGCAGUCUUGGGGGAGGUCACCUCUGAGAUUCCUAGAGCCAUAGUUCUCUUACCAGGGUGUUGCAUUUGGGGAAAGGAAGACAGCUCAAAGAGCUAGCCGGCUCUCCAGCAAUCUUCAGAGGUGAGUCCAAGAUAACUGUCACAGUUUGGAGGUUUGUGGGUCUUUCUGAAAAAACUAAUCAAUAUCUAGUAGCAUUGAGGUUGUACUUACAUGGUAAGUUGAAUGGAUUGUUUAUUAAAGAGGAAAACUAGGUUAUUAACAACUAGUUUAUUAACUGUCAGAAUUGGUGGAACUUUUUUUUUAAGUCUUAACACAUUUUUUAAAAAAAUGUAUAAAAGUAAUAUGUUGUAGUAGUAGGAUUAUAUACUCUGGCUGAAAAUCCCAAGUACUGUGGUUUUGUUUAGUGGAAAACUCUGGAGGUUACAAUAUAGAAUAUGAGAAAAGGCUUUUUUAUAGUGGGCAUAAUCGUGUGGAAAAUGACCCAUGUGAAUAAAAAUACUCGUAGUUCCAGAGAUUUUGGUUACAUCUGGUGCUUGGAUCAAAUUUAAAAAUGGAAGGUGAGAUUUGCAUGAGGCUGUUAAAAAGCUUAGUAAUAAAUGCAAGGCCAGCUGGUGGAGAAGUGAGGUGGAAUGGAGCUUGUUUAUAGAUUUUCUGAUAACAAUUAAUUAUAAGAAAUGUGCUUUAUAGAUUAAGAUUUAUUGAAGUAUAAAUAUGUAGUAAUGAUAUAAUGUAUUUUAAGUUAUACAAGAAUAUGUAGGGACUUUUGUUGGGGUCUUUUUCUCUUUGUGGCUGAGAGGAAAUAAGUCAAUGUCCAAUAAAGCUAUAAAUUCCUCUGCUCUAAGGUAAAACAAUUUUGGGUUGAUUGAUUUAUUUAUUUUAACUGGCUUCUUUCCAAGUAGGUUUUGAGGUGCAUAUUUGGAAUACUGCUGGAAUAACAGAAUUCUUGUAUCAGAGUAGGUAAGAAGAGAGCAACCUCUUGGUGGCUAGAAUUUCACGCUUUUUUAGAUCUUACAUCUUCCCUGUGAUACAUAUGUCAUAAAUGCCAAAGAUGCUUGGUAUAAGUGAGAGCUUAGAAAAGUGUAAGAGUUGGCAAAUAUGAAUUUGUCUUGCCAUCUCUUGAUACCUGUGCAUUGUUUAGUAAGGAUUCUGAAGCUAAGGGAAGGCUCUGUGGGGAAAAUGGGCUGGGCCCAAAAAAACUGGUUGACUAUACACAUGAAGAGGAAGUGGUGGUCUUUGUACUUGCCAUCUCUGGUCAGGUUAAGUUCCUACUAGACUAGUUGAUUCAGAAUAACUAUUCAGUGAUUUAUGAUUUCAGCCAGACAUUAAUUUAUAUCCACACAGAUAAUCAUCGUUAGCAAAUCUAGGGGAUGCCCAGCCUCUGAUGAAGUGGUGAUCUGGCAGUUGCCAGGCUGUGGCAUCUGUUGGGCUAUCCAGUAAGCAGUCAUUGUUAAUGGUGUGCGGACUGCGGAUUCCUGUCCAGUAGCCACUGUGUGUUUGCUUGUUACUGCUAAAUUUUGGUUUUCUUGGAGGUUGAACUCCCCACAUUCACACCCAUUUGGCACUUGAUCAUUUAGCAGUAUGUCUAUUGCAUUUGUGUAAGGGAGGGUUAUAUGUUCUGAAAUAAUCUGCAUGCCAGGCAUUGAAUUAAACACUACACCUAUCUCAGAUUUGUAGACUAGAAAAGCAAAAUUUAGAGAUCAUGUGAUUUGCAUGUGCCCAUUUAGAGCUGAAACUUACACCUAUUUCUGUGAACUCCAGGGAUGUGUAUUUUUUCACCAUGCAAUGAAUGAAUGAUGACUGUUAAAACUUGAUUGAUAAAUUUUAUGCUUUUAUCUAUGGUUAAAUGUAAAAGCUAUUAAAAAAAGUUGGUUUUUCUACAGUAUGGAAACAUAAAGUGAAAAAGGUCAUUCCUUUAUGCAGUUUUAACUCAGAAGUAAUAAUUAUUUGGUUUGCUAUUCUUCCAGACUUAGGCAUAUACAUAUUUAAGCAAAAAUGUGUUUCUAGCUGACACUUGUGGUCAGUGAUACAGGCACUGUUGGAAGCGCUUUACCAUGGAUUAACUCUUAAUCCUCACAGCGACCAUAUGAGGUAGGUACAUAUCCCAGUUUCACAUGUACUGCACUGAAAAUUGCUUCCCCUCCCUCCCACUUUGAUGUAGACAUUGUCUUUUUAGGGCUACACACUGAUCUGUUGCAUCAAUAUGCUAUAAUUUAUUUAACCAACCCCUGUUGGUAGGUAGUUUGGUUAUUUCCAGUUUUUUGUUAUAAAGGUAGUGUUAACAUCCAUAUAUAUUUUGCUGCCUGUAUGGAUAUUUCUGUAGGGUAAAUUAUAAGUGGGUAUUUUGAGUCAGAAAAUGUGCACAUUUAACAUUUUGAGAAAUACUGUUAGAAAAGAUUGUACCAUUUUACAACUCCAUCAAUAGUUAGAGUGCCUAUUUGCUUACACUCCCAUCUACCCUGAAACUUCCAAUAUUUUUGCCACUCUUAAUAGGCAAAAAUGUAUCUUUUCUUUGUCAAUAAGGAGGAACAUUUUUUCUUAGGUUUAUUGGCCAUUUGCAUUUUCUACCGUAAAUUGCAUUUCCCCCCUCUUUUUUAAUUACGAAAGUGAAAAUGACUACCAUGUGAUUGUAUAAAAAUACAAAUGUAAGAAUGAAGAGAGACCCUUUUCUCUAGCAUUUACAGUCACAUUCCACUGCCCACAGUUUAGUAUACCUUCAUUUAGUCUCCAUAAUUUCCAUGUGAAUAUACAUACACAUACAGAUGUUUUUAUAUAAAUAAGAUCAUGUAUAUGUAUUGUUCUUAAGCUUGCUUUUUUUGGGGGGGUCUCAAGAACAAUUCUUUAAUGCUUGAACAAUAUUCAGUACUAUGAAAAUAACAUAUUUAACAAUUCCCAUAUUUUUUCUUUUGCUGUUACAUUGCCAAAGUAAUACAUCUCUGUGCAUGUAUGUGAAUAUUUCUUAAGGAUGGAGUAGGAAGUGGAUGUGUGCUCUCUGAUAGAAUCCUCCUUAGCCUUCCCAAAGGACGUCGUAACUUUCUUUUUCACCAACUGUAGAAAGUGCUCAUUUCCCCAUAUAGCCUUACCUACACUUGGUAGUUUUUAUCUGAUGGGCAAAAAAGAAAAAGAUCAUUUUGUAUUUCCCUGACUAAUGGUGAGGUUUAGGUUAUUUUCAUAUAUUUAUUGGCCAUUUAUAUUUUUAUCAUGGAUUGUUUGGAUCCUUUACCUGCUUUACUAUUGGGUUAUGUGUGGAUGUAUGUUGUCUUUGUUCAGCAUCUCUUUCCCCAUCUUGUGAUAACAGAAUCCUUAUUUAUUGUGGGGAACCCAUUCCCUGUGGCGUAGGUGAGUAUGUGACCAGGCUUGACCUUUCUGAGUCCCACAGCUCCUUACCCACAGUGACUAAAGAAUGGGCAUGUAACUCAAGCCAGGCUAAAGAAAGCCCUCAACAGAACUUCUGCUGGAACUUUUAGGAAGAAGGCUCAACAGAGAUCCCAUGAACAAAGGACUGUGUAAGCCUGAAUUUGUACCAUGUGGAGAGAGUCUGAGGGGAAACUCAGAGGCUAGCAGAAAAAAAAUGAGAACUAAGUUCUGAUGUCAUUUUUCUGGAGGCCCUAGAUCCAGCUGUGCCUAAAGCCUGCCCUACCUCCGGACUUUAACGUUUUGUGAGCCAAUAAAGUCCCUUUCUUGUUUAAGAUAAUUGAAUUGGGUUUCUGUCUUGAUUAAUACAGGUUAUUUGUAUUUUCUUAUUUGUAGGAAACCUUUGUAAUUUUAAAUUCUAGACACUUUAUGCGCUAUAUAGGUGAAUAAAAUUAGCAUGGCCUUCCA